ACACGUCAUUUGUUUAUACAUGUUGCAAUGGCGACAAUAACAGAGUUGAAAUGCGCUCUGAGGGAGACGUUGGAAUCGCGAGGUGUGUUGGGCCAGCUGAAGGCGCGUAUCAGAGCCGAGGUGUUCAACGCGCUGGAUGAUGAGAGCGAGCCGCGUCCCACGCUAUCGCACGAGAAUCUACUCAUCAAUGAGUUAAUCCGCGAGUAUCUGGAAUUCAACAAAUAUCGAUACACCGCGUCAGUUUUGACAGCAGAAUCUGGUCAACCUGAAAUACCCCUAGACAGAGAGUUCAUGGCUAAUGAGUUGAAAGUGGUGGAGGAUCCCAGUGCCAGAUCAGUGCCUCUGUUGUACGGUCUACUGUCCCACUUCCUGGGUGGCAGUGAAGACAGAGGGGGGAAGCGGUUUCUGAGGGGCUCAGCAUCUGCAGCGGCCUCUACUGUGACAGGGACCUAACCCCCCCCCCCAACCUGUGGUCCAAAGUCUUCAGGUUUCCAUCACUAUACAUUGGACUGGACCUGAGAUACGGAACAGUAAAUGUCAAGAAAGCCUUAAUUGUGUGUGUUCAUGUUGCUUCCCUAAGUGUCUCACAAUGUAGUCAGUUCUCCUCUGCUGCAUACCUGUACAUAGAACGCUCUUGGUUUUUGCAAAAAGUGUACAGUCUUAUUUUUAUUAAAGCAUUUUGAUGUGAAUGUAUUAGUAGUUUAUUAUGCAUAAUGUCAUAACAUAAUUGUUCAGAAUGUUUAAGGGCAUUUUUGUGGAGGAGCCUAGGUGUUGUUUUAAAUGGUGAAUCAGUUAAACUGCUAUUUUAUUCUUCAGCACUUGGUGGCAGCAACACAAAAAAGGGUUCCGCUUCAUAGGCAUAAACACAGAAACAGCUGUGGAGCCUAUUUUGUCCAAAUUCUUUUGGCACCAUAAAAUGGGGGACUUAUAACAUGUAUAUAACAUGCAAUAUUCUAAAAGACUGAUGAGAAUACCCUCAAAUUAAAUCUGACAGUCUCCGUUUUAACCCUACAGCCAUUUUUUCAUUUCAAAUCCAAAGGGUUGGGAAACAUUGUCCAAAUACUUUUGGAAUUUCUUGUACAUGUUGUACACCUCUGAUGCUAGAAUAUUAAUAAUAUGGAGAUAUCUAACUUAUAACAUUGGAAUGGAUGCAGAUCUAGAAACAGUAGAAUCAGCAUGGAUUUAAGUAUGAAGUCUCCUAAAAUUGAUAAAAGGUUGUUCUCCUGUCUUGUCACAUUUGCCAAAGCAAGAUGCAUAUUAUUAACAGAAUUACCACAA
Esox lucius (northern pike) is the source of this 1278-nucleotide messenger RNA. It is a transcript of the gene cep20, whose product is annotated as centrosomal protein 20. The record is from RefSeq and is marked provisional. Gene Ontology annotation, molecular function: protein binding. NCBI's taxonomy places the organism in Eukaryota, Metazoa, Chordata, Actinopteri, Esociformes, Esocidae. Gene Ontology annotation, cellular component: ciliary basal body; motile cilium; centrosome. Gene Ontology annotation, biological process: cilium assembly; microtubule anchoring.